AUGGCAACCACGAAACACCGUCCUUCUCCUCUCGUCGAACCACCCUCCUCCUCUUCCUCCUCCUCUGAAGAGAAUGAUCGGAACGCUUCUUCUCAAAAGCCAGAGGAAGAGCAAGAUUCAUCUGACGAUGAUUCUUCUUCCGAAGAAGAAACAGAGGAAGUUCAUGCUCGGAACGCUUCUUCUCAAAAGCCAAAAGAAGAAGAUUCAUCUGACGAUGACUCCUCUUCCGAGGAAGAAACAUAUGAAGUUCAUGUUCGGAACGCUUCUUGUCAAAAGCCAGAAGAAGAGGAAGAUUCAUCUGACGAUGAUUCUUGUUCCGAGGAAGAAACAGAGGAAGUUCAUGCUUCUAUAAAACCUCCACCACCUGCUCUAACUUCAAACCCUAAACCCGCUUCUUCUGAAUCAGAAUCUGAUUCCAAACCGAAACCGGAACCGACUCCACCUCCUACCAAAUCUGGAACCAAGCGUGCAAUGGAGAACACCAACACUGAAAGUGACUCUAAGCGUUCCAAGAAGAAAGCAAUCGCUGGUAAUGGUUCCGAUGAUGACGAGAAGGAAGAGGAAAAAGACUUAAAGAAGUCACCAUCUCAUAGACUCUUCAGCGAAGAAGACGAACUCGCCAUUCUGAAAGGUCUUGCUGAUUUCAUUUCCAAAACCGGAAAAGAUCCAGUGAAGCACACACGAGCAUUUUACAGUUUUGUGAAAGAAUCUAUUCAAGCUGACUCCAACAAGGAGCAACUGAGGCGGAAGAUUCGCAGUCUGAAGAACAAGUAUGAAAGCAAUGAAGAUUUCACCAAACAGCAUGAUAAGGAUGCUUUUGAACUUUUCCAGAAGAUUGACUUUAAAGUGAAAAAGGAGGGUUCUACUUCAGAUCUUGAAAAGAGUUUGGCUUUUAUUGAAAUGGUUAGGUUUGGUGAUGAAAUGAGGUCGUAUGGGUUGAACAUGCCUGCUAUGAAAAAGGGAAUGGAACUGAUUGGAGAAUCAAACAAGGCUGUGUUGGAAGAGAGAUUGAAAAAUGUUGAAAUUGCUGAGAUGAAAUUGCUCAUCGCCCGAGCGGAGUUAGUUAGAGAUCAAGCUUCCUUGAUAUUGGAGGCAUAUAACAAUUCUAACUAA
Lathyrus sativus (Indian pea) is the source of this 1113-nucleotide messenger RNA. The record is from the annotation of a GenBank genome assembly. NCBI's taxonomy places the organism in Eukaryota, Viridiplantae, Streptophyta, Magnoliopsida, Fabales, Fabaceae.